Molecule: messenger RNA, 793 nt
Organism: Drosophila obscura
Lineage: Eukaryota; Metazoa; Arthropoda; Insecta; Diptera; Drosophilidae
Exons: 3
Coding region: 2-793 (263 amino acids)
Source: RefSeq, a predicted model, not a curated record
UAUGGCAAAACGGAUUCGUUACAAGCUGUCCGACUUGACUGAUGAACAGUUGCUGGACUUGUUUGAGUCAGUCCCGUCGGAUGAGGAAGUGUCAGACAUAUCAAGUGACGACGGGGACGACGACUUGAAUUUGGAAGAAGCUCUGACCAAUGCACUAGAGGACGAUGAGACUGUAUCAUUUAUAGACAGUAAUGUUGAAAAUGUGCAAAAUGUGGUACAGGAACCUGGGCCAUCACGGAAAACCACCAAAAGGCCUCGAUCGCCAUUACCAAUUACGGACGAUUCAGCAAACAUAUCUUCGCCAUCAUCUGGUGGCUUCAAUGGUUUUGGUAUUGAAUCAAUAACAAAGGAGCCGAGUAAGAUUGUGUGGCGACAGCAAUGUUUGCAGUUGCAUGCGAACGACAUAGUCUUUCGAGGAGAUUCUUUGCUGCCAGCUGAAUUAAUGAAGCUUAGAACUCCAUCACAGCUAUUUUGCUAUUUUUUCAACUCAGAAAUAAUGAAUAUGAUCACGGAGGAAACCAUGCGUGCAGCUUUAACGAAUAAUAUAUCAAAUAAGUUCAAAAUUAACAGUAAUGAUAUCCACCGUUACAUCGGUAUUUUGAUGUAUAUGUCCAUUUAUCGCUAUCCAAAUCUGAAAAGCUACUGGGCAAAACACGCGUUUGGACCUAUACAAACCUGCAUGACCCGAACCAAAUUCGAGGGAAUUAAACAGUACUUCUCACUGCGAGAUGAGCGCGAGCGGAUCAAAAAGUUUCCCAAAACUUUACUUAACGCCUGGAAGAUAUUAAGAUAA